UAGUGGGUUGGACCACUGCUUGAUGCUUUGAGAUCGAUUCUUUUUCCUAGACACCGGUCAUGGCCGUUCCUUGGGAGACAAACUCCAACAUGCAGAGUCAGCAGACAGUAGAUAUGACCGACUCCAGCAGAGUUUCUGCAGCUUUGCUGACUCUAGCUGAUCAAAUAGAGCGUGAUAAUCUGUCAGGAGAUGCUGUUUUGACUCGUUUAGAUGAUAUUUUCGAAAUACUCAGGAUGGUAAUUGCUGUACAGGAUGCUAACAUCGAUGACAAUAUUUUCGUCAGUUUGAGAGAAAUUGAGCACCGGGUGCAUAUAGAGGAACUGUCUUUAAGUGCUGGCAGUCAACGACUUGAAAUUCCGCGUGAGACUCUCAGGACUUUGGUGCUCUCUGGCAUAACCAUCGGGAGCAUUGCUGACAUGUUUGCUGUAUCGCCCAGCACUGUUCGGAGGAGAAUGGUGGAAGAAGGUUUACGAAUUGGAUGCCAUAGUGCUGGAUAUUCAGCAUUGUCACCCAAAUGCUGGCUGGAGAAUGAUGUUGGGACAUCUACGAUCCAGAAGAAUACACAUUCAAAAAUUGAACGCCUGUGGAGGGAUGUGUAUGAAAACAUCCUUGACCUUUUCUACACAAUGUUCACUCAGCUGGAGAUUCAGGGACUACUUAAUCCUGGGGAAGAAAUUGACCUGUUUGCACUGCACAGAUGCUUUUUGCAUCACAUUCAGCAUCAUCUUCAGGCAUUCAAAGAAGCUUGGAAUCAGCAUGGACUGAGAACAGAAAACAACUGUUCACCCCUUCAACUCUGGUCGCUGUACAGAAAGGAGGGACAUGACUUUUCACAGGUUCCUGACGACUACGGCAUCGACUGGACAGGACCACAUAGUCACCUCCCAUCAACUGAGAUUACCAUUCCUGAGAUCCAGCUCCCCCGUUUAUUCAGUCAACAAGAACUUGCAAAAUUACCACACACCAAUGUUCCACUCAGCCAGGCUUUGCAGGUUUACAUUCAAACUGUUCAUGCACUCAAACAUUUGCUUCAUAGCGACUUUUGAAAUGAGAGUGCAAGAUGCAUCACUUUGUCAUUGCUCAUGUAGUUACUUUGGAAAAUAUAUACUCAUUGUCUGAUAUAAGUCAUCCUUCCUCUAAUAGUCCGAUUGCUAAUCUGUGGGAACUUAACUUUCAUUCAGCUACGUCACAGUAAUAAAGACACUGAAUAUGACCAUGUAGUGUGUCUCCUUUAUUAAUUUCUGAAUGACAGACAAACAGUACAAUAACUGCUGCUGUCACACACUGUGUUUACAUCUGUGUGCUCUUGUAACAGAUUCUCAAGCUUAAAUCCUUUUUUUACCACUGGAACAACUGUGGUAACCUAGCAAACGUUUUCAGACACAAACCUCUGUGCCAGCUCUGUACAUAAAUUUGUACACAUGUAACAACACAGAUUUAUUAGAAUGCAUGCACUAUGAUUAUGCCUUAAUUUUCCACUACAUGUCUGUAUUGCAUCUGUAUGAAGCAAAUAUUGACAAAAAUGCAAUAGAAAUACAGAGGGGUCCAAAAGUCUAAUAGCCCAUUGAGCGUGUUUAAUUCUCAAUUUAACUCGAAAUGUAAGGAAAAUAAUCACCUAAAAAACAGAAGAUGUUAUGUAAAAUUGAGAAAUAUCUAUUCUUUGUUAAUGUAGUAGACUAGUUAUUAAACCAAGGCUUAAAUGACAACAUCAGGAUUGUGUAAUAUGAUUUCAGGACCCAAAUAAAUGGAAAAAUGACUUCAUGUCACUUCACAUUACUGAAACCUUCAUGUAGGUGUAUCUGUAUUUUUCCCUGUCUGUAUAAUUAACUGGAACUCACACAUAGUGCAGCAAAAGAAAAACAAACACAACUCCAUUGCAGUUUAUAUCAAUCCUAAACCAGACCAAAACCUGAGUCAGAUGAUUUGAGACAUGCCUGCA
This is a messenger RNA of Melanotaenia boesemani (Boeseman's rainbowfish), 1939 nucleotides long. RefSeq lists its product as uncharacterized. The coding region runs from base 60 to 1046 and encodes 328 amino acids. The record is from RefSeq and is a predicted model, not a curated record. The transcript has 4 exons. Lineage: Eukaryota; Metazoa; Chordata; Actinopteri; Atheriniformes; Melanotaeniidae.